GCCCUCUUUUUCCUUCCCCCAAUCAGCAAUCCUCCGCUCGUCUACAGAGAGAACAGAGGGAAAAGAAAGGAAAGAAGAAGGCAGCCAUGGCAACCGCCGCCGCCGACCAGGUCCAAACUCCGGCCGAGACUCAGAACGGAGAGCAGAAGACGAGGCAUCAAGAGGUCGGCCAUAAGAGUCUUCUUCAAAGCGAUGCUCUGUAUCAGUAUAUUUUGGAGACAAGUGUCUACCCCCGCGAGCCAGAGUGCAUGAAAGAGCUCCGCGAGAUCACAGCCAAGCAUCCAUGGAAUAUUAUGACGACAUCAGCGGAUGAGGGGCAGUUUUUGAGCAUGAUUGUAAAGCUUAUGAAUGCGAAGAAAACAAUGGAGAUUGGAGUGUACACGGGCUACUCCCUCCUUGCUACCGCCCUCGCCCUCCCCGAGGAUGGCAAGAUCCUGGCAAUGGACAUAAACCGCGAGAACUACGAACUCGGCCUCCCCGUGAUUCAGAAGGCCGGCGUGGCUCACAAGAUCGACUUCCGCGAAGGUCCCGCCCUCCCCAUGCUCGACGAGCUCCUCAAUGAUCCGAUCAACCACUCCUCCUUCGACUUCGUCUUCGUCGACGCCGACAAGGAUAAUUACCUCAACUACCACAGCCGCCUCAUCGACCUCGUCCGGCCCGGCGGCCUCAUCGGCUACGACAACACCCUCUGGAAUGGUACCGUCGCCGUGCCGGCCGACACCCCCAUGCGCAAGUAUAUCAGAUACUACCGCGAUUUCGUUCUCGAGCUCAACAAGGCGUUGGCCGCCGAUCAGCGGGUGGAGAUCUGUCAACUUCCGGUGGGGGAUGGUGUUACUCUCUGCCGCCGGGUGAGCUGAAGGAGCUAUGCGGUGUUGGUUGGUUUAUGCUUUGUUUUCUGUGGUUGUGUUAUGGUGUCUUUGGAUUUCAUGUGAUUUAUGCGUCUUUGUUGAAA
Messenger RNA from Phalaenopsis equestris, 952 nucleotides. Its product is annotated as caffeoyl-CoA O-methyltransferase 1. Lineage: Eukaryota; Viridiplantae; Streptophyta; Magnoliopsida; Asparagales; Orchidaceae. The coding region runs from base 87 to 857 and encodes 256 amino acids. Gene Ontology annotation, molecular function: S-adenosylmethionine-dependent methyltransferase activity; O-methyltransferase activity. The transcript has 4 exons. The record is from RefSeq and is a predicted model, not a curated record.